Manduca sexta (tobacco hornworm) is the source of this 2346-nucleotide messenger RNA. RefSeq names its product xaa-Pro aminopeptidase 3-like. NCBI's taxonomy places the organism in Eukaryota, Metazoa, Arthropoda, Insecta, Lepidoptera, Sphingidae. Gene Ontology annotation, molecular function: metalloaminopeptidase activity; manganese ion binding. The record is from RefSeq and is a predicted model, not a curated record. Gene Ontology annotation, cellular component: mitochondrion.
AAAGCCAAAUGUCGCGAUGACAUGUUCAAAGGCCAAAUUAUUGUUACUUGUCAAUUGUCAAAAUUUGUGUGUUUUAUUUAGCCAAGUGUUUAUAAAUUAACUUAUUUUGAAUUAUCCAAGUAUUAUAAUAUUGGUCAAAUUGAUUAAGUGAGGUCAUCGAGGAAAUACAAUGCAUAAUUUCAGGAAACUACUAACUAGUGUAGCCACUAAAGAAAGGAAACUUCUUUGCCCACUCCUCAUCAGAGCUCAGUCUUCAUCAUCAAUGGGCCACCCUCCCGGAGAGGUCCAGCGGCCGCAGUUCACCAUACCCAAGGGCAUACUGGGACAAGCUACGUGCCACACACACCCACACCUCAUACAACAAGACCACUUGACCUGUGGGAUUACUCAGAUGGAGUACAGGGAACGAAGAGAGACGUUGGUCAGCCGGUUAGUUGCUGAAGUUGAGAACAUGCACAAAAGUCAUAUUAUAGUAAUUCCAGCAGCUUGCAAACAAUACAUGUCAGACAAAAUACCGUAUGUGUUCAGACAGAACUCUGACUUCUUUUACCUUACAGGAUGUCUAGAGCCCUCCUCUAUAUUGGUCAUGGUGAAACCAGCACAAACUGAUAGUUUUAAGAGUAUAUUAUUCGUAAAUGAAAAGGACAGCCAUGCUGAGCUGUGGGAAGGCCCACGGACGGGUUGCUCGGCUGCCACAAGGCUGUUCGCGGUGGACGAGGCGCGACCCGUCGAAAGCUUCGGCAGCUUCAUGAACAAAAUAACAACAUCAUCGAAGCCAUCAGUGCUGUGGUACCACAACGAUGCGCCGGCGAAUCCAGAGAUCCACCAGACUGUCCGGUCGGUGCUGCGGCCAGACGGUCAAGUGACACUAGCAGACCCACAGCGGACUAUCCACUUCAUGAGAGUCAUCAAGUCACCCGCUGAAGUUGAACUCAUGAAGGAAACUUGCUACAUUGGCUCUCAGAGUGUCAAUAUGGCUAUGGCGUGUACUAAACCAGGUGUAUCGGAGCACGUGCUGAACGCGGUGCUGGAGUACAGCUGCAAGCAGGCGGGCGCGGAGCAGCUCGCGUUCCCGCCCGUGGUGGCGGGCGGCGCGCGCGCCACGCACAUACACUACGUCACCAACAACCAGCCUCAGGGCGGGGAGAUGGUGCUCAUUGAUUCAGGUAGUCAGCGAUGGUUGUACAACUCGGACAUAUCGCGCACGUGGCCCGUUUCGGGGCAGUUCUCCAAGUAUCACAAGAUACUGUACGAGCUGGUGUUAAACGUACAGAAACGCCUAAUAGAACUUCUGGGCGAGCACCGUCCGCCGCUGGACCAGCUGUUCGACAGCAUGUGUCGCCUGCUCGGCAUCCACCUGCAGCAGGAGGGCAUCCUGCCCAAGAACAUCGACUCGCACGACCUUAUCGGGAAAGCGUACCGCCUGUGUCCGCACCACGUGUCGCACUACCUCGGGCUGGACGUGCACGACUCGCCGCUCGUGCGCCGCAACGUGCCCGUCGCCACCAACAUGGUCGUCACCGUCGAGCCGGGUAUUUACAUUCGGCCUGACGACACGUCAGUUCCGGCGGAGUUCCGCGGCGUCGGCAUCAGGGUUGAAGACGACGUGCUCAUCACGGAUGGAGAGCCUCUAGUUCUCACCGAGGCCUGUGCGAAGGAAGUCAGGGAUAUUGAAGCGAUAGUCGGCAAGCAGGCGAUGUGAAACACUAUAGAUACGUAAAACAUCUUAAAGUAGUUGGGUAAUUGCGUGUGGAGUUUAUGGUUCUACGUAAUUUGGCGAAAGAAACAGUUUGAGAAGUGCUAAUAAAAUUCAUUUAUAUCAAGGUGAUCAAAUACAGUGCAGUGUUUCGCAUUAAGUACUGUAUACAAAGCGUGGGUAUGCUUUCGUUUAUAGAAAGGUAGUUUUUCAGUAAAAUGAAAAUAUACAGUGUCGGAGAUGAUGGUAAAGCAAAGGUUUAGAUACCUAAAUGCUUCAUUUCGUCAAUGUUACUAUAACUGUGAAUGUGCAUUAUGCGUGUAACGUUAGCACUUUUGUAAUCGUCUAAAUUGGUCCUUCGAGCUGGAUAACCUAAAAACAAACCAGUAUUUACUACGUAUAAUUUAUAAAAUUGUAAUUGAGUAAGUUUAUCUCGAAUCAAUUAAACAUUUUCUAAUUUACGAAGUGCAGUGUAAUUGUCAAAGCAUUUUAAAUUAGCAAAAUUUACAGGCAUAGAUUGGGUUAUAAUUUGAAUGAAGUGUUAGCAUUGUAAUAUUGUGAUAUUUAUUGUACUCGAUGUUGCUGUACGAUUUGUUAUUGUUCCUUUGUACAUAAGUGUAACAAGUUGUAAAUAUACGUUUAUACAUCAA